CUUUUAUCUAACCAGAUUGUAUGUCUUAUUAAAAGAUGGAGGAUCAUCAAAGGACGAUAUUUUGUGAUCUUCUGCUGCAUUUCUUGUUACUCUCUCCUUUUCUAGCCUUGUUAUGUGUCUUAUUAGACAGAUAAUGAAUGGAUUUACAUACUGAGUAAAGAUCUUCCUUUCUUUUCCUGUUAGUCCUCUAAAUCGUAUGAUGGGUGCUGUUUAUGGCAUGAAUCAGAAAACAUAAAGCACAAUUAUUCGCAUCAAUCUUGGCUGUUGUUAAUCUGCUAAUAGUGGUGUUGUAUGGUGAUUAAUGGCUGAGUAUUAUGACUACGAGCUAUACUAACAAUACUGCGAAACCAUAAGUCACUUGGGAAGACUUUUAACCUCACCUGAGACAUUUUCAUUAAAGGCGUAAAAAUGAGAGAAUCAAAUGGAAGAUGUUUCCCUGGUACCCCAUUCAUUUUUGAAGUGACUUAUGAGGGCUAAUGAGAAAUGCCAAAAGUUUUUGGCAGUAUCACAGGACAGCGCAAAUGAACCAUCUAGGAAGGACCGCAACUACAAAGGGCAAGAAGUACUGAAAAAAUUUUGAAGUUUAAAGAUACUUCCUAUAAGACACGUUAAGGAUUCCAUUUUUCUGCCAAAAGAAACACACCACCCCAUCAAUCAUCAACUUCCAAGUUCCAAAAUGCAGACUUUUCUUCUUAUUUGGAUUCUCUUAAGCCUUAUGGCCCUUGUCAUUCCGCUCCAUUCAAUUCCGACGCCUCCUCUCUUCAAGAAACGCCACUCUUUUCACCAAGAGGCCAUCACUUCUCAGCCCCAACAGUACUUGGAAGUCACCCGACCCCUCCCAUUUGACAGCCUCAACGCAUCAUGCACCCUCCCUGUUCUCACUCACAAUUUCAGCAACACAUAUGGUCGUCCCCCUGUCUCGAUGCGCUACUCCCCGCCUCUCAACUGCAGAUGGACAAAUGUUGUUCUGGAGAUCCAAAUUUCUUGCCAGGGGGAACAGUAUGAUCGAAUUGCCGCAGUCUGGCUCAGUGGUGCCGAGCUGAUCCGCACCAGCACAGCUGAGCCGAACCAGGAAGGGAUUUUCUGGGUUGUACGUAAAGAUGUCACGAGGUAUUCCUCUCUGUUAGCUCAGGACAACUUGACACUCUCAAUGAUGCUUGAGAACAUUGUUCAUGGUUAUUGGACUGGGGUUUAUCAAGUUAACAUUACAUUCCAUUAUUACGAUACUUCCCCUCCCAUCACUCCUGCUCCAGCCCCUGCCCCUGAUCCUGUUGGUCCUUUGCUUGCUCUACGUGGCGAGGACGAAAAUUACUACAAAAAUAGUAAGAAAUUGAAGUCUAAGGAGUACCCUUUAGAAUUGGAGGUGAAUGAUGAAAAGGGUACCUUCGAUUCAUAUGAAAGACCAGCAGACUUAAUUGUUCCGGUUUCUUCCAAUGGCAUUGGUGGUUUUUGGUUUAGGAUUCAAAACGAAUCGGACAUUCACUCUAAAGGGGUUGAAAUCCCUCGAAAUACUUAUAGAGCUGUGAUUGAGGUUUAUUCUUCAGCUCAUGGGGAUGAUGAGUUUUGGUACUCCAAUCCUCCUGAUGGUUACUCAUGGAGAACAGGAGAAACUGAAGCUGAGUCAAAGCAUGGUCAUGGUGCACAUCGUGAAGUAUUGGUGAAGAUUGAUGGGGCUCUUGUGGGAUCAGUUGUACCCUUUCCAGUUAUAUAUGCCGGAGGAAUCAGCCCCGACCUGUGGGCGCCUGUUGUAGGCAUCGGAGCAUUUGAUCUUCCUUCGUAUGAUCUUGAGUUGACACCCUUUUUAAGCCUGCUUCUUGACGGAAGGGCACAUUCUUUUUCGUUUGAAGUUGCCGAUGGCAACUCAUUUUGGCUUGUUGAUGCGAACUUGCACCUCUGGUUGGAUGCCAGUGUGAAGCAAGUGCUGGCGGGAAUAGAUUCCAAUGUGCCGGAGUUUUCUUUGGAACAUAAAUCCAAGUUUGAUGCACUUGCAAGAAAAUUCGAAAUUCAGGGCGAGAGGACGAUGAAGGUUUCAGGGUGGAUGAUCAUGGCUACUGGCUAUUUCACAACCUCAUUUGAGCAGAAACUGAAGUUGGAGAACACUGUAAAGUUUUACAACAAUGGUAGCAGCAAAUUGGUGGAGCAGAAAGUCAAGGACAAGAGUGUAUUCAGUAUUAAAUCCGGGAAUAAGGCGGUAAUAUUUUAUACCAGUACUAAAAGAGAGUUCCCUUUGAAAUGGAACACUGUAACUUUUGCAGGAGUGGAUGAGAAGUCUUCUGGGGAGACAGUGGAAACAACCAUUAUGGAGAAGAAGACAUUAGGCGAUUUGUGGAGCAUUCGGACAAACAGACAGGAAUGCAGUGCGUGGACGUUUGGGAAUGAUCUUGGUGUGUUUUCUCAUAAAGCAUUUACUCAUCAGAAUUACAGUUUCAUGGAUGGAUCAAAUUGCUACUCCCGAAUGGUUGUUGCGGAGAACGGAUCCCUUCUUGGUGAUACUACAAGCUCGUUGUGCUUAAAAUCCAUGUGAUGCUGCAUUAAUUUGGUUCUUUUGUUUUAGUGUUUGGGUUUCCUGAAAUGCAAUUUACUAUUCUGCUGAGUGCUCGAUAUUUUACUGUGAAUCUAGUCCAUUGGAAUUAAAUAUGGUUUCAUGGCUUUUCGUUUUUGGUUGCUGAUGCUACUUGUAUAAUCUGUGUCGAUUUAUCAUUAUUACAUCCAUUCGCCUAGG
Oldenlandia corymbosa var. corymbosa is the source of this 2722-nucleotide messenger RNA. Lineage: Eukaryota; Viridiplantae; Streptophyta; Magnoliopsida; Gentianales; Rubiaceae. The record is from the annotation of a GenBank genome assembly.